Messenger RNA from Amphiprion ocellaris (clown anemonefish), 1646 nucleotides. Its product is annotated as protein Z-dependent protease inhibitor-like. NCBI's taxonomy places the organism in Eukaryota, Metazoa, Chordata, Actinopteri, Pomacentridae. The record is from RefSeq and is a predicted model, not a curated record. Gene Ontology annotation, molecular function: serine-type endopeptidase inhibitor activity. Bases 140 to 1351 code for a protein of 403 amino acids. The transcript has 5 exons. Gene Ontology annotation, biological process: negative regulation of endopeptidase activity; blood coagulation.
CUGAACGGUACGUAUGACAGACUUGGAGAAGAGUAUUAAAAUGACAGCUAACAAUUGAAAAUGAAUUUACUGCAAUGUCUUAGAUUGUGACUUUAAUGGAGAAACGUUAUUUAAGAGAGAUAGAACUCAGAUUACUGCGAUGCCCAAACUGAAGAUGGCCUUCAUUUUCAUCCUAACCUACUUGUGCUUCCUCGCUCCUGUCCACCAAGCACAACUUCCAAACGCCAGCAUUUCAGAUCUCUCUCUUAAAAAUAUGGACUUUGCCAUGAACCUUUACAGACGAAUAUCCAGUUACCAUGACAAGAAUAUCUUUUUCUCACCUCUGAGCAUCUCCACCAGUUUCACUACACUUUUGAUGGCUUCUGAUGGUGUCACGCACGAGGAAAUCCUGAAGGGACUCAACCUGGAGCAGCUGGAGGCAGACGACCAGCCAGAACUUAUCCCGAAACUCUUUAAGCUGCUUCAUGAGAACAUCACACAGAACGGAUCGCUGAAACUGGACCAAGGAAUGGCCCUCUUUAUGCGGCAACAUUUUGAGGUCAAGAAGACGUUUGAAGACCAAAUGAAGACGUUUUUUGAUGCUGACAUCAAAGCUGUAGACUUCGCUGACAUAGAAAGGACCAUCAGUUUUAUUAAUGAAUACAUCAAGGACAAGACUGAGGGUAAAGUUACAGAGAUGAUUUCUAACCUAAAUGAUGCCAUCCAGCUCUUGCUAGUCAACACAAUUUUCUUCCAGGGAACCUGGCAGAUGCCUUUUAACCCCAAUCUGACUCAAAGUGCCCCCUUCUACAUUGACAACUAUAAUAUUGUGCAAGUGCCAAUGAUGUUUAAGGAAGACAAAUUCUACACGAUGCAAGAUGUUCCUCUCGGUGCCAGAGUGCUAAAGCUGCCGUAUCAGGAAGGUAUUUCCAUGCUUGUCCUGCUACCCAACAAAGGAACGGACUACACUGUAAUUGAUGAAGAGAUCAGUGGUCAGAAGUUCCUGAAUUGGAUUAAAAAGCUGCAAAAAAUCAAACUGGAAGUCAACAUGCCUAAAUUCAAGAUGGAGCAGUCAUACUCCCUGCACAAGAUUCUACCAGACAUAGGCAUGACCAGCAUCUUUAGCGUUUCAGCCAAUUUGACAAGGCUCAGUAAGGACGGAGGCCUCAAAGUGUCAGAGGUGCUGCACAAGGCUGUGAUUGAGGUGGAUGAGACGGGGACAACUGCAGCAGCUGCCACAACAGUCGGCAUUAUUCCCUACUCCCUACCGAGAACCUUCACUGUCAACAGGCCAUUCUUCUUCUUCAUAUACCAUGAAGACACAAACUGCCUGCUGUUCAUGGGCAGGGUGAUUGACCCCACAAAGAACUAGUCGUCACCGCUGCACUGUUUGAGCUCUUGCACGUGAUUUUUGUGUUCGCUCAGGCUUUGACAAGGCAAAUUUGGUGCAUUUUUGAAGUCUAUAAUUGGUUUGGAAUGGGGUUUUUUGGCCUCUGCUGUAAAAAAACAAGCUAAAAGUGAUGAAUGUUAAUAAAGACUUUACAUUAAUCUUAAUAAUUUCAUCCUCAAAUCCAUAAUAACCCUAAAACUUAUAUGAAAUGAAAAAUGUGUUGGUUAUAUAUAUGAGACCACAGAACUUUCAUUUAAUAAAUUAAUGAAAAAUUUGC